AUGUCGAACGUGUUCUCUCUCCAAGGCCGCGGUCUGAAGCUAAAUACACGCGCAGACAUCGAACCCCACCUCAAAGAUGUCUCAACCACGAUCGAGGAAAUUCACCUCGGGGGAAACACGAUCGGUGUAGAGGCAGCGCAAGCUCUCGCAGAGUUUCUUUCAAAAACCACCAAUCUCAAAAUCGCUGACUUUGCAGACAUCUUCACCGGCCGGCUGAUCAGCGAGAUCCCGCAGGCCCUCUCCGCCAUCUGCGACGCGCUCAUCCCCAAAACGACGCUCGUCGAGAUCGAUUUGAGCGACAACGCUUUUGGCGGCCGCUCCGUCGACCCCAUGGUGCCCUUCCUCACGCAGAACCGCUCGUUCCAGGUCCUCAAGCUGAACAACAACGGCCUCGGCCCCGCGGGCGGCGCGACCGUCGCGGACGCGCUCCUGCGCUCUGCCGAGCUCAGCGCGGCCGCGGGCGAGCCGUCGAACCUGCGCGUCGUCAUCUGCGGGCGCAACCGCCUCGAGGACGGCGCCGCGCCCGCAUGGGCGGCCGCCUUCUCUGCGCACGGCGGGCUCACGGAGGUGCGCAUGCCGCAGAACGGAAUCCGCAUGGCGGGCGCCGCGGCGCUCGCGCACGGGCUUUCGAGCUGCGCGGGCCUCGCGCACUUGGACCUGCAGGACAACACGUUCGGCGAGACGGGGUCCGUGGCGAUGGCGACGGCGCUGCGCGCGUGGCCGUCGUUGCGUUUCUUGAAUCUGUCGGACUGUGUCUUGGCGGAGGAGGGCGCGGUGUCGCCGGUGCUGGAAGCGCUAGUGGGUGGGUCAAAUCCGAAGCUGGAGGUGCUCCAGCUGCAGAACAAUAAUUUGGAGGCGCAGUCGUUCUCGCUGCUUGCUGAGGGCCUCGAGCUUCACUUGCCAGUACUGAAGAUGCUAGAAAUGCAGUGGAAUGAGGUAGAGGAGGAUGAUGAGGGCAUUGCAGCGUUGUUGAGAUUGAUGAAGAAGCGGGGUGGUAAGCUCGUGCUUGACGAUGAGGAAGAGGAAGAGGAAGAGGAGGAGGAGGAGGAGGAAGAGAAAGAGGCUGAUGCGAAACAAGAGCCCCCAGCGUCGAAAGACAAGGUCGACACAGCCGCAGACGAGCUCGCCGAUCUACUAAGCAAGGUAGCGAUUAAAUCAUAA
Fibroporia radiculosa is the source of this 1161-nucleotide messenger RNA. RefSeq lists its product as uncharacterized. Gene Ontology annotation, molecular function: GTPase activator activity; small GTPase binding. The transcript has 2 exons. Gene Ontology annotation, biological process: nucleocytoplasmic transport; activation of GTPase activity. NCBI's taxonomy places the organism in Eukaryota, Fungi, Basidiomycota, Agaricomycetes, Polyporales, Fibroporiaceae. The record is from RefSeq and is a predicted model, not a curated record. Bases 1 to 1161 code for a protein of 386 amino acids. Gene Ontology annotation, cellular component: perinuclear region of cytoplasm; nucleus; cytosol.